AUGAGCAAUUUGUUCAACAAAUUUUUAACAGGAGAGCUAGAUUAUGAUUCUUCUGACGACGAAGAAGAAAAUGCGAAAAUUUCUUGGCUUAUGGUGUCAAAUUUUCACAUGAUGAAAUCUAAAUCCGGUGAGUGUUUUACAAUUCCUCGAAAAUAUAUUUAUCGUGAUAGAGUUUCCGGAAAUGAUAGAUUAUAUAACGAUUAUUUUGCUGAAAAUCCUAUUUAUCCUUCUAAUGUUUUUCGAAGACGUUUUCGAAUGAAUCGACCUCUAUUUCUUCAUAUUUUGAAUGUGAUUCAAGAUUGUGAUGACUAUUUUAUACAAAAGAAUGAUGGGUUAGGAAGAAUUGGAUUGUCAGGACUCCAAAAAAUGACAGCUUGUAUUAGAAUGUUGGCAUAUGGUGUUUCUGCUGAUUGUGUCGAUGAGUAUGUACGAAUUGGAGAGACUACGACAAUUAAAUCUUUAAAAAGAUUUUGUGAAGCAAUUAUAAAGUGUUUUGAAAAAGAAUAUUUAAGAUCGCCAACAAAAGAAGAUGUUUCAAGAUUGCUAAAAGAAGGAGAAAGCCGCGGAUUUCCGGGUAUGUUAGGGAGUUUAGAUUGUAUGCAUUGGCAAUGGAAGAAUUGUCCAAGUGCGUGGCAUGGACAAUUCACCGGACAUGCUCAAAACCCAACAAUUAUACUUGAGGCGCUAGCUUCUCAGACGGCAGAAUCUUUUAUGUUUUUGUAUGAUUCUAAGGUUUAA
Molecule: messenger RNA, 738 nt
Organism: Mercurialis annua (annual mercury)
Lineage: Eukaryota; Viridiplantae; Streptophyta; Magnoliopsida; Malpighiales; Euphorbiaceae
Exons: 2
Coding region: 1-738 (245 amino acids)
Source: RefSeq, a predicted model, not a curated record